Molecule: messenger RNA, 4062 nt
Organism: Echinococcus granulosus
Lineage: Eukaryota; Metazoa; Platyhelminthes; Cestoda; Cyclophyllidea; Taeniidae
Product: Suppressor of fused
Exons: 14
Coding region: 1-4062 (1353 amino acids)
Biological process (GO): protein insertion into ER membrane
Cellular component (GO): cytoplasm; nucleus
Molecular function (GO): transcription factor binding
Source: RefSeq, a predicted model, not a curated record
AUGAAUUCGAAACUCUAUCAACGAAUACAGACUGCUCAAGAGGAAAAACGAUUUUAUGAGGCGCAUCAGCUCUAUAAAACUGUGUAUUUUCGGUGUUCAUUACGAAAAAAUUACACUGAAUCACUUGAAUGUCUAUUAAAAGGUGUCAACUUCUUCCUUGAAAAUCACCAAUGGGAGAGCGGCAGUGACUUGGCUUGCCUCUAUGUAGACGUUCUUAUCAAGAGCAAUCGUGAGAUUACGGAUGCCAAUUUGCGUGAUUUGUGCAAAUUUGUGUCUGCUAUGCCGUCAUCUUGCGUGGAUCGGGGCAAGUUUAUUUCAAAGUGCCUCUCACUUUUCUCGAAGAACGAAGGCAUUUUGUGUGCUUUUAAUGAAUUCCUUGGUCGACAGCUCUUUGUAGAAGGCGCCUUGCCUCAAGCUCGAAGUCGUAUCAUGCUAGCUGGGGAUGGUUAUAAGGUGGGAUGUUUCCUCAUUGAGAUGCACCAGCGCUACGGUCUUGUCUCUGAAAUAGACCUUUUCGUGGCUCAGGCUGUGCUUCAGUUUCUUUGCGUGAAGAAAACUUCACUGGCUGCUCUUACUUUCCACACAUACACUCGCCAUCAUCCUAGGCUCGAAGCCGGACCGCCUUUUAUUCACUUUCCUCUGCUCAAUUUCGUAUGGCUGUUGAUGCUUGCUAUAGAGAGAAAACAUACUUAUGAUAUUUUUGCAUUUCUCUGUGCUCAAUAUCGCCCUCAACUCAUGCGCGACCCCAGUUACACUGAGUACAUUGAGAAGAUCAGUCAAGUUUAUUUUGGAGCCCAGCGCCAGAACGACCCCUUUAGUGGGAUUCUGUCAAACCUUGUGCGAAUGCUCGGAGAUGAUGGCGACCUUUUGGAUGGCAAUGACAGUGCCAUCGGUAGCCCACACACACCGGCUGCUGCUGACAUGGGUCUCGGGUUGCAAGCUAUCUAUCGGGCCUGCUAUCGCCUCUACCCCGAUCAACCGAGUCCUCUCCAGGUUACAGCUCUACGGAAGUUUUGGAUGGGAGGUCCGGACCCCCUAGACUACAUCUACAUGUUUUCCAAUCCUGGUUUAGCUGAAGCUCGUAGUCCACCUCACUGGCACUAUGUAACCAAUGGUCUCUCUGAUCUUUAUGGAGACGCAAGGUUGCACAAAAUUCAAGGAAUCUCGAGUGCCGCUGCAUCCCGUGCUAGCGAAAUGAUAAGUUGUUCCACCUCAGCGGACGGUCCUAGUGGUUUCGGUUUUGAAUUAACCUUUCGCCUUCGUCGGGAGCCUGGGGAGAAGAGUCCACCGACAUGGCCUGCGCACCUACUGCAGAGUCUAGCGCGCUAUGUCUUUCGCUCGCAGGCUCAGCUGCUGCCUGGGGAUCACAUCCCUUGGCACUUCCCUGCGCUCGAGGUCUCCAGGAUCCGACACAUGCUGUUGGUAGAUGACCCUCAGUUGGCAAAAAUUAACACGCCCUACGGCUGGGUCUGCUUCCUCCAAAGCGAUGACUCCUCGUCCUAUGCUUUGCCAGCUGCUCAAUUUGCCCUGAGUGUGCCUGCUUCUGAGGCCAUUCAAGACAGCUUCUUUAUCACCACAAGAAUGUCCUUUGAUAUCUUCACCAGAAAGUGUUGUUCAAGAACUACCGGGUUUCCCAUUAAAAUCAACAACAUCAAACUGAGCCUCCUGGCUUGGGUUGAGGAAUACGGGCUGACGUCGUUGCGCCUCGCACCACGCCAUACCUUGAAGGAGCCAGCGCACCUACUGGUGCUGCCGGUUCCGAGUCCGGGAAAAACAGCGGCAGCAACAGCGCUGGUGGCGGAUGGAGUAGCGGCGACAGUGCCUGCCUGUCUGACUGUCCGUGUGUUUGAGUGUGGAAGAUGGCGUAUGAGAGUCGAGGCACCUGUUCGACGUAGAGGGCACAGGCACGCCACACCCAAUUGUAUUGCUCUUUUACAACCUCCCUUCUCUCCAAACGCGCUUCGGAGCGGAACGCCCUCCAUCUUGUGCGAUGAGCACUUUGAUUAUGCGCACAAUCGCGGCGGCGGCAAUGGUAAUGGAAGAGUGGAGGGCAAAAGGAGCCUAUUAAAAGAGCUCUUCGUCUGCCCGCCGCCGCUGUCGCGAUCUACCGCGACGUCGGUGCCUUCCGUAUCUGUUCCUCUCAUUGGAUUGCUCACCAGUUCAAUUUUAGGUGGGCUUAUGUUGCACUACAAUCCUAUUGUGGGUCUGUGUGAUGAGGAGUUGCGUCUAGUACAGCGCUGGACAGGCGGUCAGGUGGCAGAUAUUUUGCGACAGCAGGGUACCACCGGCGGUGGCCUGCUAGUGACGGACCUGUGGCGGGAGCAGAGCAUCUUCGAGCUGGAGCCCGGUUUGGCCGAUUACAUUAAUGAGCGCAUGCGUCGCGAGGGCUCCAACCUCUCCGGAGUGACCACGCAGUUCUUUGCCUGGGCCGCCAUUGAUCCCCUUCAACUUGCUGAACUGCUGCCCGGUGAGACCGAGGCCACUGCUGCUACCACCGCCGUUGCCUCUCAGAGAAAUUGCGCCGUCGCCAUGGAGACCGAUGACAGUGGUUCUGUCACCACUCUGCACAAAGCUCCCUCUUCCGUCGUCACACAUAUACCUGCCAGCAUUAAGGCGGACGAAGAUGUAAUCGUCGACGUUGUGGGCGAUGGUUCAGUAUGUUCAAAUGAUCCUCCGAAGGCAAAAACGGCAAAGAACGAGUCAACGUUACCGGUGACGGAAAUUCCCGACAUGGGGAUGGGAAGUACUACCGCUGAGGAAAGCCAACAACAUCAGGCGGCGUCCGCAGGCAAGGAUUUUUUUGCAAUCCCACUAGUUAGUAUUGUUGCGCUGUUGCCUCUAUCUCCUAUCACAAAUGUGGGUGAGAAAAGGGAGGGUGCCAAUACCUUCCGCAAUGGUGUAGCCUCCACCAACACCGCACUCAACUCAUCAGCAUCUCCGUUGGAUCUUCUCACUGGAAUGCGUCUUCGAAGAACUACCACUGGGAGCAUCUCAAAUCCAGGAUGUUUUAUGGCCUCAGGUGGCGGAUGCGGUGGGGGCGGCUCCUCCUCUCUGCCUGGCACUCCCGGCUCAUCGAUUGGUGGCGGUGUUGGUGGGUGUGGUGACUCUGCUCCCUGCACCCCUCUGGCUCACCUCUCUCUCUCCCCUACCAGUCUGGAAAUGCACCCCUCGCGCGCCAUUGACUGUCUUGAUGUGCACUUUUCCAUUGAGGCUGGUGAACUUCUCCCACUGGCCAUUUGUGACCGCCUCAAACAUGGCCGACAUUUCACCUUCCUCAAUGCCAACUCCCCCGAGCACGCCAUCACUCUCGUCCCACCCGGCGUCACGGGUGCUAUGGUCUCACCUGACGUACCCUUCGUUUCUCGCGGGCCCUGGCUACAGAUUUACCUUCCAAAAGAUUUCCUUGGACAACUUGAGCGCCAAUUUUUAAUUCUACAGUAUCCCGAUGAAGUUGUUCUCCCUCUAGUUUUUCGGUGGCCAGAACGGCGUCUUCGGAUCUGUAUUUUGGACGCGAGCAACGCCCAACCGCCACCAAUAAACGCAGCGCCCUCGGUAGUACCGCGAUCGUUUCCCAGUUCUGCGCAUGCAUUCAUGCCAUCUUCUCCUCUCCCACCGAGUAUUUUCCCACCGGGCUGUGUGCCUCCUCCUCAGGUGCUUGCGGCUUUUAUCAACUCCCAACAAAGCCGAGUGGUCGGCGGGUUCUUGGGCUCCGCAUCGCCACCAGGAUCAGGCGCUUCGAGCAGUCAGAGCCCACCCUUUGUGUCGCACAUCCCAAUGGGGAAGUCAUCCCCAGCCUCAGCGCCACAGCUCUCCGCUCCCACCGCGCCCUCCUCCACUUUCAUGGAGGCAAUGUUAGCGUCCUUCAUGAGUUUUUACGGCAACAAGGGCGCGUUUGGAGGCCCCUUUGCCUCGCCCUUCGCCGUGCACCCGGCGCCACCGUCUUCGGAUCCCUCGAGCUCACGUCUGCCCUGUAAUGUGGCCGUUGAUGAUGGCCAUGAUAAUAUUGACGACAACGAUGGUGAUGCCUGCAUCUUCGUUCCCCUGCGCGCCCACACUAUAUAA